CUCACGAAUACCUCUCUCUCUCUCUCUCUCUCUCUCUCGCUCGCUCUCUAAUGGCGGCCGAGAAUGGUGGCUUCAAGUAGCAGCAGCAACCAGCAGCAACCCGCUCGAUUUAUCGUCGUCUUUAUAAGACCCAGUCCUCUGUUUUGACGUUUCCUUUAGUCCCCUUUUUCAAAAUCCCCAUUCGACAUUUCUCUCUUCUCCAUACAGACCCCCCCUCUUCGUCUCCCUCCCUCCCUUCUCUCUCUCUCUCUCUCUCUCUCUCUCUUGGUUUUCGUGUUCCACUCAAACUUUCCUUAAAGCCCUUCUUUCUCUCUCUCUCUCUCUCUCUCUCGUUCCAAUAACUCUCUCGGCUCAAGGACAACUACCGAGCUCCCCAAGAUACCUUCUUGAGAUCUGUGGCUUUCGUUUCGAGCCAGAAAGGCAAGAGCUUUGGUGGGUUUUUGUGUACUUGGGGCUAAACGAUUUCUGGGUUUCUCUUCAGUGGUUGAGAUCUCGCCAGUGCGAAGAGAAAAAAAAAAUGACGAGUAAAUGGAGGAAAGCCAAGCUUGCUUUGGGCUUGAAUCUGUGUGUCUAUGUCCCCAGAACUCUGGAGGACCCGCCCUCCAACAAUCUUGAUGCUUCGACUGAUAGAUUGUCAAAUGCUGCCUUGCUUUCGCCAGCGAAUUGGGACGUGGAUGGUCCGAGGCCCAUGACACCCAUGACACCAACUCCUUCCUCUCAGGGCCUGAAGUUGUAUAGGAGUGGAAGCAAGUCGUCCAAGACUUGCUCCAUUUGCUUGAACAAAAUAAAACAAGGAGGAGGCCACGCUAUAUUCACCGCCGAGUGUUCCCACUCGUUCCACUUCCACUGCAUAGCUUCAAAUGUCAAGUAUGGGAACCAAAUCUGCCCAGUCUGCCGGGCAAAAUGGAAAGAGAUCCCGUCACAAGUACCGUGUCUGGACCCUGUCCCGCGAAGUGCAUCGAGAAAUCCCGCACAUUGGGCCCACGAUGAUGCUGUGGUGACCAUGCUUCGCCCUCCGCCCCGACGUGAUACGCAUCGGCGCCACAUUGUUCCCCUAUUCCAGGCUCCAGAGCCUGGAGUAUUUGAUGAUGACGAACCCUUAGAUCUGCAACCUGUGGUCGCAGAAAAGAACUCCCACGGUGAAGUUGCAGAUGGGAAUUCCUCGAGAAGUUUGGAGGUCAGGGUGUAUCCUGAAGUUUCAGCUAUGCCACGGUCCAAUUCUCGAGACAACUUCUCCGUCCUGGUCCAUCUUAAAGCAGUUGCAGUUGCUGGGAGACAAAGCCCGAGUCAGAAAAAUGUUAGCCUCCCACAAGUCGUGCAAGCCCCACGUGCUCCCAUUGACCUGGUUACGGUGCUUGACAUCAGUGGUAGCAUGGCAGGUACUAAACUGGCAUUGCUAAAACGUGCCAUGGGGUUUGUUAUUCAGAACCUUAGCUCAGCGGAUCGACUCUCUGUGAUAUCGUUUUCAUCCACUGCUCGGCGCCUCUUCCCCCUCCGCCGCAUGUCUGACGUAGGACGGCAGCAGGCACUUCAAGCCGUGAAUUCCUUGGUGGCAAAUGGCGGGACCAACAUCGCUGAAGGCCUAAGAAAGGGUGCUAAGAUAAUGGCUGACCGGAAGCAGAAAAACUCAGUGGCAAGUAUUAUACUGUUGUCCGAUGGACAAGACACUUACACCAUUGGCGGCUCUGGCGAAAAUCAUCCUCAACCAAAUGGUCACCCACUUCUCCCCUUGUCCAUCAAUGGAAGUGACAACAGUGGGUUCCAAAUACCCGUGCAUACUUUUGGAUUUGGCACUGAUCAUGACUCUUCAGCUAUGCACUCCAUAUCAGAGACAUCUGGAGGCACAUUCUCCUUCAUCGAGACAGAGGCUGCGAUUCAGGAUGCCUUUGCACAAUGCAUCGGUGGCCUACUCAGUGUUGUUGUGCAAGAGUUGCAAGUAAAGAUCGAGUCUUUGCACCCAAGCUUGAAAAUUGGUUCUCUAAAAGCAGGAAGUUACCCAAGCCGUGUGAUGGCCGAUGGAUACUUGAGUAGCGUUGAUGUGGGGGACCUGUAUGCUGAUGAAGAGAGGGAUUUUCUGGUUUCUAUUAACAUUCCCGCAGAGGCUUCAAGCUCCGAAACAUCACUUUUGAAUGUCAGGUGCAUAUAUAGGGAUCCUUUUACAAAAGAGUUGGCUUCGACUGAAGGCGAAGAAGUCAUGAUAAAGAGAACUGAGAUAGCCGGAGAAGAAAUGGUCUCAAUAGAGGUUAAUAGGCAGCAAAACAGGGUCCAAGCGGCAGAGGCGAUGGUGCAGGCUCGUGCUGCAGCUGAGCAAGGAGACCUGGCUGUUGCUGCCUCUAUUCUUGAGAACUGCCGUAAUGUUCUUUCUGAAUCCUUGUCAGCUAAAUCUGGUGACCGCCUGAGCAUGGCUUUGGACGCGGAGCUCAAGGAAAUGCAAGAGAGAAUGGCAAGCAGGCAUGUUUAUGAGGCUUCAGGUCGAGCAUAUAUCCUCUCCGGACUAAGCUCACACUCGUGGCAGCGAGCAACUGCCAGAGGCGACUCCACCGAUAGGUCCAGCCUCAUCCAGGCCUAUCAGACGCCUUCUAUGGCUGAGAUGCUCACCCGGUCUCAAGCUACAUUACUAGGUAGCCCUUCAGCCCAGAGGCUAAUGCAACCACUAUUAUCGCUUGGGUUGCACCCAAAGCCGAGGUAACUGCAUAAGACUCGGUUUACGUGUUGUCUAGUGGCUUUUCAAGUGCCUGUUUUUUGUUGUACCGUGGGGGCGAGGGGUUUGGAUUGGCACGAUUGGAAGAGGUUCUUUUUGAGAUCUGGCCAUGCUUUCAUGUGUAAAUGAAUAAGAUUCGAGAGAAGGGAAAGAGGGUUAUAUUAGAGGGGGAGUGUGACAAGGAAUACUUGGUGGGGUUUUAAGACAGUUUUGUUUCGGUCCGUCUGUUGUUUUUCUGGGGGUGAUGAUGUACAUAAACAGAACUGGGCUCUCUUUCUGAGAAUUGGGUAUAACGUUUGUAACUGUGGCAAAGGUGAUAUAAUGUACCUCCUCUUAAUUCUUUUGA
This is a messenger RNA of Rhodamnia argentea, 3047 nucleotides long. Its product is annotated as E3 ubiquitin-protein ligase WAV3-like. NCBI's taxonomy places the organism in Eukaryota, Viridiplantae, Streptophyta, Magnoliopsida, Myrtales, Myrtaceae. The transcript has 2 exons. The record is from RefSeq and is a predicted model, not a curated record. The coding region runs from base 518 to 2689 and encodes 723 amino acids.